AUGUCAUUUUCGAUGUCAUACGAUUUUCCACAGCAGCAACCACCAAAAAGUGCCGCUGCCGAGAUGGAUCCUAGCGUACUUUGGUGUCUUGGACCAGAUUUUGACAAACAAACAGUAUUAAGUUUACUUAGUGAUAAUAAUUCUAUCGAUUCUGGCUUCAUGCAACCCACCACACCUAUAUGGUGGAUGUCAAGUCCAUCUCAAUGGAAUACUUCAUCGAUGCAUGAACCACCUAUUUAUACACCUCGUUCGGUAAUGAGUGAACUUGGACCACAAUCACCUACGAGUAGUGCUACAAAACGACCAUUUUCUGAUGUUAGCAAUCGAACGACUAUCGGUCGAUCAUUCACUGGCAACCAACCAACAACUAAACUUGAAUUUUCAACACCAGUACGAUCAUUAACACCAGAUUUGUACAGUCGAGUACCAUCAUCGAUUAAACGAUCACGAAUAACACCUGCACUUGCUUCAUCAUCUUUAUAUGAAACACCACCACCUCCAGCACCACUUUCUUCAUCUGGUUCAACAAUCGAUUCAGCUGAACGAGCUUUGGAAAUUGCACUGUUACUUAAAGAACAUCCAGAUUGUACUUGUGUACUUGUUACACUUAUUCAAGAAUAUCAAAGCCGAUUUCAAAAACCACUUCAUGUAAGUGAAUUAUAUACAAUGAAACAUGUCAUUGAUAUUCAAGAUUAUGGCGGUAAUCGAGUUGCUCGUCUAUUACCUGCAUUUCGUCUACGUUUUGACGAAAAUAAUAUUCAGGCUCAUUUGGAACAACCUUAUUGUAUAAUACAUUGUUCAAAAAAUUUUAUUGUUAAUCCCGAUCUUGAUUUACCUUUUGUUCAAAUUUCGUUCAGCUCAUUUGCUGAUAAUGUUCGUCAAUUAUUAACUCAACAUAAUGGUUCAAUGCCUUUAGCUAGUUUUUCUCAAUGUUAUAAUUAUAGCUUCGAACCUUUAUAUGAUCACAAUGAAGGCGUUCCACUUGAACAUUAUAUUUCAUGUAUCAAAGAUAUUCAAAUCGUUACUGGACAAGGUGUAAUUAAAAAGGUGCAAUUUUCUAAUACACCAGGUGUAUCGUUUAUGCCAACACCAUUUGAUACUUCUAAUAUGCAUGUCGACAUGUGUGCUGAAGUUCAACAACGUUUACAACAAUUUUCACGUGAAGUUCUUGAUUUACUUAAAAACCAAGGAUUUCAUUGUCGUUUACCUGUUUCAAAAUUUGUUUCUGCUUAUCAUCAAUAUUUUAGUCGACAAUGUCGUGUAGCUGAUUAUGGUUUUUCAAAAAUUAUUGAUCUUUUACUUGCUAUUCCAAAAUCUGUUCAAAUUCUCGGUGAUGGAAAUAAACGUAUUAUGACCAUUACACAUCGUUGUCAAAUGAAACGAUUUACUAAUGAUAUAAUUCGUAUUUUAAAAAAUAAACCGCAACGAUCAAUGUCAAUUAGUGAAAUUCCUAUUGAAUAUGAAAUCGCUUACAAAAAACCUUUUUAUGUUGCUGAUUUUGGUAUGUGCUAUUUGGAAGACCUUGUAAAUGAAGUUAAAGAUAACAAAGAAUUAGUUGUCGAAGCAGAUAAAGAUAUUAUUAAACUUUAUCGUAAAGAACGAACUGAUCUUGAAAUUUAUGCAACACGUAAUUUUGAAAAAGAUGUUAUUGAUAUGCUUCGUAUUUUACCUGAUUUCAGUAUACCAUUCCAAAAAUUUAUUCCAUCUUAUCAUCAUCAUUUUGGUUAUCAAUGUAAAGUACAAACAUAUGGAUUUUCUCGUUUAAUUGAUUUACUCGAAGAACUUUCAUAUGUUGUAAAAAUCAAUGAAGAUAAAAAUGGUGAGAAAAUUGUUCAAUUAACACCAAGUAUGAUGGCACAUGCAAUUUUAUUAAAUAUUGAACAAUUGGUUCGAAAAUCUCACGGUCCACUUAGAUUACAAGAUCUUCAAGCACAAUAUUUACAAGUCUAUCGAAAUGAAUUAAAUCCAGAAGAUUUUGGUGUGGCUAGUAUUGAAGCGUUACUUCUUACGAUGACUGAUAAACUAGACUUUCAUUAUACUGAAACUGAUAUUAUACUUGUAAUUAGAGAACCAAAUCCAGCAACGAUUCAAUUAGCUAAAAAUGUUGUUCUCACGUUAAUGUUAUCUCAAUGUCAAUUGUCAUUUUGGCAGUUAAAACAAGAUAUGCUUGUUCGUUUUAAGCAAGAUGUUACUUUGAAUAUGUGUCGCAAUGAAUUACAAGACUAUGUCGAAGUGAUUGAUCAAACAGUCCGUUUAACUCCACCAAUGUGUUUUGCUUACAAUGUAGUACUACUUCUUAGUCCAUGUGAUGGUCGCAUGGCUUAUGAUGAUUUUAUUAUUGAAUAUCAACGUCGAACUGGUUCAACUCAUUUACUUUAUCCAACAGAUUAUGGUUUUCCGACAAUGCCUCGUCUUUUCGAUGCUACUCAACUUGUUGCUCAAGUUCGUGGUCGACGCAAUUUUAAAAUAAUUAUACUCAAUCCCGAGUUUCGACUCGGAGGAUAUAGUCAACCAACACCUUUUACACCAAAACAAAAUCGAAAACCUAAAUUUGAUGCCAUUAAUUUCGAAGAUUCAUUAAAACCAUACGCUGAAGAUUUGACACUUGAAAAUCAACAUGAAAAAUUAUCUAAUUUAAUCUUACCAUUAUCGAAUCAUUCAUAUAAUGAACAAUUAAAAAUUAAACAAGAUAUAAUUGAGCAAGCAUUUGAUCAAAUCGGUCGUGCUAUUCUAUGGGAUAAACGAGUUGAUAGUCAAGUUUUGAAAUAUGUCGAAUUUCAACAAGGUAAUUUUUGUCAUGUCGAAUCAAUUAUCCCAUCGCCUAUCAUUGACCAUUAUCGAUGUAAAGAUGAUUUAUCAUGUGGCUAUGGGGUAGAUGGUCAAAAAACAGUUGGAUUUUAUAUUAAUCCAAGAAAUAGUAAAAAAUCUCCUAAUACUCUAUGUGUACCACCUAUAUAUUUAAAAAGUAUGAAACCAAAACAUGUUCUAGUAGUGAAGCAUUUUGAUCAAUUUCUUAAACAACAUCCAUUAUCUGUAUGUGAAAAUACAAAUAUAUUAAAAAAAGAUCAAUAUUGGCGUUCAAUUACAUUAAAAUCAAACGAACAAGAUGAUUUGAUGAUGACUGUUGUUGUUCAUCCUCAGUCAUUAAGUAAGAAUGAAAUUGAUCAAAUGAAAAAAGAUCUAUUGAAUUAUUUCAUCGAUGGAUCAGGUCGUGAAUGUGAAAUUAAUUCAAUAUAUGUUCAAACAUGCGCUCAAAAUCGUUGUAUAAGCGAAGAAAAUCCAUUUGAAUUAAUUUACGGAAAUGAAUUUCUUUAUGAAAUAUAUAACGAAAAAAAAUUUCGUAUUUCACCUGAAUCACUUCUACAAGUAAAUCAAAAAGCUGCCGAAUUAGUUUAUACAACGACAUUAAAACAUGCUCAAAUAGAUGAAAAUACAAUAGUAUUAGAUAUUGGAUCAGGAAUUGGUGUUUAUGCUGUAUUGGCUUCAUCAAUUGCUAAAAAAGUCUAUGCUAUUGAUCCUUUAACAUUAUGUAUUGAAGAUGGAAAAUUCAAUGCAAAAUUGAAUGGAUGUCGAGAUAAUAUCGAAUGGAUUUGUGGCUCUGCUGAAAUAAAUUUACAUCGGAUAUUAAAGAAAAUUGGUGAUUUAAAUGGAGAUCAUUCUCAUAUUGUAGCUAUUGUUAAUCCAUCACGAUAUAAUCUAUGUAAAUCGUUAAUUGAUCUAUUUGCUUUUGUAGCCAAUCGAACAAUAGAAGUACUUCGUACUUUACCAUCUAUUCAACGAAUUCUUUAUGUGUCAUGUAAAUCCGACGAACAAAUGAUGCAUCAUUUUUAUGAAUUAGCAGCUGGUGAACGAUCAAAAUCGAAACAAAUUGGUGCACCAUUUAUUCCUACCAGUAUUUAUCCGAUUGAUUUACUUCCGUAUACAACGCAUGCUGAAACUAUUGUGAACUGUGUUAGAGUGUAA
Molecule: messenger RNA, 3963 nt
Organism: Rotaria sp. Silwood2
Lineage: Eukaryota; Metazoa; Rotifera; Eurotatoria; Philodinida; Philodinidae
Source: the annotation of a GenBank genome assembly